This is a messenger RNA of Leishmania braziliensis MHOM/BR/75/M2904, 3558 nucleotides long. RefSeq names its product putative DNA-directed RNA polymerase II subunit 2. Gene Ontology annotation, biological process: DNA-templated transcription. NCBI's taxonomy places the organism in Eukaryota, Euglenozoa, Kinetoplastea, Trypanosomatida, Trypanosomatidae. Gene Ontology annotation, molecular function: DNA-directed RNA polymerase activity; ribonucleoside binding; DNA binding. The record is from RefSeq and is a predicted model, not a curated record. Bases 1 to 3558 code for a protein of 1185 amino acids. The transcript has a single exon. Gene Ontology annotation, cellular component: RNA polymerase II, core complex.
AUGGCGCAGGAUGAGCUACUGGAUCUGGAAGACCCUGACAUGGUCCUCGAUGAUGGCUUCAUCGACGAGCGCGACGACGAGAACCCCAACGACGACCUCGACAGCGAGGACAUUUGGGAGGUCAUCUCAUCCUUCUUCCGGGAGAAGGGACUCGUGCAUCAACAGUUGGAUUCGUACAACGACUUCCUCAUGCGCAUCCCCAAGAUGAUCGAGAGCAUGGCUGUCAUCCCUCGCCAAGACGACCAGUACGACCCAGGGGUCACGAUGGAGGAGCAGCGCGACCAGCCUCGGCUGGUGUUGCAGGACGUGGUGAUUGGCAACCCGUCGCACCAGACGCACUCGUACUUCGCCGGUGGGCCGCUGCCGCCGCUCUUCCCAAACGAGUGCCGUUUGCGCGACAUGACGUACGACGCGCAGGCGCAGGUGACACUCGGAGUGGAGCUGUACCACCCGCACGCCGAUACGCCGCAUGACACCUUCCUGCGCAAUGUCGAGCUGGGCCGUAUUCCCAUCAUGCUCAAGUCCAUGCGCUGCAACCUAAGCGGCAAGGAUGAGGAUGAGCUUCCGCGGCUCAACGAGUGCCCGCACGACCAGGGAGGGUACUUUGUGAUCAACGGCACAGAGAAGGUGCUCAUCGCGCAGGAGCGGCAGGCUGCCAACCACGUCUACACAUUUUCCCGCCAGAAGGGGCUGUUGUGCGAGGUGAAGUCGAUUGUGGAGGGAUCGCUGAACAAGCCGCGUACGCUGCAGAUCAUCAUGCCGUACAGGAACAGAGGCCCCGGCAGCGGCUUCGAGAGCCUCAUGUGCCGCGUUGCGCAGAUGGAUGAGACGAUUCCGCUGUUUGUGCUGUUUCGGGCGAUGGACAUGGUGGCGGACAAGGAGAUCCUGCAGACGGUCGUGCCGGACCUAAAGGACACCGCGAUGCUGGAGCUGCUGCGUGGCUCCAUGAGUGACGCGAGCACGCUGCAGAUCUUCACCCGCGAGGAGGCUCUCGGCUACAUUGGCCGGCGCCUCGGCAAACAAGACGCCAUGGCGAACCUACAGCGGGAAGCGGAGAGCCUGCUGAUGCGGGACUUGCUGCCGCACAUGGGCACGGACCCUUCCGCCAACCGCACAAAGUGCCUGUAUAUGGGCUACAUGGUGCACAAGCUGCUGCUCGUCGCCCUCGGCCGCCAUGAGGAGACGGACCGUGACUUUCUGGGGCACAAGCGCAUUGACGUGGCAGGCACGCUGCUGACGGUGCAGCUGCAGACCUUUCUCGCGCAGGUGCGGAAGGAAAUGAUCAAGACCCUGCAGGACCACGCUGCCAACCCGCGCGGCGUCUUCAGCUUCGGCCGUGUCAUCCACAGCAGACUUGUCACUGACGGUCUGCGCCGCUGUCUCGCCACCGGCAACUUCGGCGACCUCAAGACGGGCAACAUCAAGACAGGCGUGGCGCAGACGCUGAACCGUCUCACCUACUCGUCUUCCCUUAGCAAUCUGCGUCGCAUCCAGAACCCCAUUGCCGCCUCCAGCAAGGCGACACGCCCGCGCAACUUGCACUGCACGCAGUGGGGGUACAUUUGCCCUGUGGAGACGCCGGAGGGCGGCUCGAUCGGGCUGCUCAAGAACGUGGCGUUGAUGUGUCUCAUGUCCCGCGGCACAGACCACGCCGAGGUGGUGCAGGCCGUGCAGGCGCGCAUCGAUGGCUUCCGCACCAUCGGUCUCGAGGACACGGCUGACGUGCGUGUGGCGCGUGUGUUCGUGAACGGCACAAUGAUUGGCGUGGACCGCAACCCGGAGCGGCUGCUGCACGACCUGCGCACGAGGCGCCGCAACGGCGAGCUCAGCAAUGAGGUGAGCAUCGUGCGCGAUAUCCGCGAUCGCGAAAUCCGCGUCUUCUCGGAUGGUGGUCGGUGUCUGCGCCCUCUCUUCGUGGUUGAGAACUGCCACCUAAAGCUCCGCAAGUCCAGCAUGCGCGACCUGCUCGUCUCGGAGAAGGCGGGCGGAAAGAAAUCCAUCUCGUGGAACACCGUGCUGAAGAAGGGCUACGUCGAGCUGAUUGACUGCGAGGAGGAGGACUCGCUGCUGGUCGCCAUGACGCCGAGCGAGGUGGAGAAGAACUACUACUACUCCCACUGCGAGAUGGACCCGUCGAUGAUUCUUGGCAUUUGCGCCUCCAUUAUCCCCUACCCCAACCACAACCAGUCGCCGCGCAACACCUACCAGUCCGCCAUGGGUAAGCAGGCCAUGGGCAUCUACGCCUCGAACUUCAACAUGCGCAUGGAUACCACCGCCCAUGUCCUCUUCUACCCACAAAAACCGCUGGUGCGCACCAAGGCCAUGACGUACAUGCACAGCAACGACCUGCCCGCCGGCCACAACGCGGUGGUGGCCAUCUCGUGCUACAGCGGGUACAACCAAGAGGACUCUAUCAUUAUGAGCCGCUCCGCCGUGGAGCGCGGCUUCUUCCGGAGCGCCUUUUGGCGCUCCUUCAAGGCGAAGGAAGAGCGGCAGAAGCGCGACGCGCUGGAGACCUUCGAGAACCCAAACCGCGAGGUAUGCCGCGUGAAGCGUGCCGACUACUCGAAGCUGGACACGGACGGCCUCAUCAAGCCCGGCAUGCGCGUCCUCGGGGGCGACGUGGUUGUGGGCAAGACGAUCCCGCUGCCCGAGGCAGACCUCGACAAGCUCACGACGGGCAACACGAAGAUCACGAAGCGGGACGCGAGUAUCACCUCGCGCACUACGGAGAAGGGCGUCGUGGAGAAGGUGAUGUUGACGAUGAACAGCAGCGAUCGCUUCGCCAAGGUCAAAAUUCGCACCAUCAAAAUCCCCAACAUCGGCGACAAAUUUUGCAGCCGGCACGGCCAAAAGGGCACCAACGGCAUUCAGUUUCGCCAGGAGGACAUGCCCUUCAAUCGCGACGGCGUCGUGCCGGACCUCAUCAUCAACCCGCACGCCAUUCCCUCCCGCAUGACAGUGGCCCACCUGAUCGAAACACUGGCCGGCAAGGUGGCGUGCUACAAGGGCGGCGAGGUAUACGCGACACCGUUCUGUUCCGUCGUUGUGGACGACUUUGGCAAGGCCUUGCAUGCCCUCGGGUCGCAGCGGUACGGCAACGAGUGCCUCUACAAUGGGCACACAGGGCUGCCGCUGGAUCAUCUGAUCUUCUUCGGCCCCACCUUCUAUCAGCGCCUGAAACACUUAUCUGGAGACAAAAUCCACGCCCGGCCACGUGGGCCGCUGCAGCCGCUGGUUCGUCAGCCAACCGAGGGUCGCGCGCACGAGGGUGGGCUGAGGUUUGGCGAGAUGGAGCGUGACUGCAUGCUCUCCUAUGGUGCCUCGCAGUGGCUGCGGGAGCGCCUCUUCCGCGUCAGUGACUACUACACGGUGCACGUGUGCAAUCACUGUGGCACCAUCUGUGUGGCCGACACAAAGCUCAACCGCUACCAGUGCAAAGGUUGCGAAAACGACACGCGCAUCUCCCAGGUGCUCAUGCCGUACGCCUGCAAGCUCCUCUUCCAAGAGCUCAUGUCCAUGACAAUUUUGCCGCGCCUCGGCACCGGGCCUCUGUGA